UUAAGCAAGAGUAGGUGGUGAUAUAUGCAACCUGAAAUCUCCUCUACGCGUCUAGUCUUUGUUUAGGACAACCAAUUCAAAUUUUUCUUUGAAAUUUUGGUGAAUCAACAGUAAGCAGUCACAUAGAACAAUCACGUCCAGAUUAAUCAAACCGUGCGUUACCUUUUCUCUCAUUUUCCAUAUGAAAAGGAGACACUUGUCUUUUUUUGAAGGUUUAUAGCGUCAUUCCAUUAUUGACAACUUUCUAAGCCCAGGUAUCUCAACCAUGAACCUGGGAGUUAUGAAAAAUUGGCCACUGUUCCUUCUCCUCUUCUUCAAUCUCUCAGCUCACUCCUUUGCAGGGGACAGCAUCACUGUGAAAACAUCAAUUUCAGAUGGCCAAAGUCUAAUAUCUGCAGGUGGAAGCUUCGAACUUGGUUUCUUUACGCCGGAUACUUCCAGACACAGAUAUUUGGGUAUCUGGUACAAGAGUAUCCCAGUUCAUACAGUAGUGUGGGUAGCAAACAGAGAAAACCCAAUUUCUGAUUCUAUCAGUAAUCUGACAAUGCAAAACAAUGGUGGUCUCAUCCUUCAAAAUGCAACUGGUUCGAUUCUCUGGUCGACUGUCUCAUUGAAUCUCACAAGCCCGGUUGCUCAACUAUUGGAUUCAGGAAACUUUAUCAUAAAGGAUGUGAGCAAUAGUUCAGAAACAAUAGCCUGGCAGAGCUUCGAUUAUCCUACUGAUACACUUCUGCCAGGCAUGAAGCUUGGAUGGAACCUGAAAACUAAUCUUGACAGGUAUCUCACAACAUGGAAAAGCAAUGAAGAUCCUUCAGUUGGCGACUACUCGUUUAAACUAGACCUCCAGGGGUCACCAGAGUUCUACAUAUGGAAUGGUUUGACGAAAAUUUAUCGGAAUGGGCCUUGGACAGGGUAUGAUUUCAGUGGUGAGCCUGAAAUGGAGUACAAUAAUGCCUUCAGCUUCGAGUUCAUCUCCAACGACGAUGAAGUAUACUAUACAUACAAAAUUUUGAAUAGUUCAGUUAUUUCAAGAUUUGUUUUGAAUCAGUCCAUGAUUCAAAGGUAUGUUUGGAUCAAUUCACAAGUAUCUUGGUUCAUAUACUGGUCAAUGCCGAGGGAUGGAUGUGAUUUUUAUGCUCAGUGUGGUGCUUAUGGAGUCUGUAACUCGAAUCAGUCACCAGUUUGUAGUUGUUUGAAAGGAUUUGUGCCAAAAUCACCGCAGAACUGGAAUAUGAGAGACGGGUUAGAUGGAUGUGUGAGGAGAACACCAUUACAUUGUCAGAAUCGAGAUAGGUUUCUUAAGAUGAGUGGGAUGAAGGUGCCUGAUACUUCUCAGGCCACUGUGGAUAAGAGCGUUAGUCUCGAUGAAUGUAGGCAAAAUUGUUUGAGUAAUUGUUCUUGUAUGGCUUUUGCAAAUGCCAAUAUUGGUGAAGGUGGAAGUGGUUGUAUAACUUGGGGAGGUGAUUUGAUUGAUAUCAGAGAGUUUGAAGAAGGUGGGCAAGAUCUCUACAUAAGGCUGGCGGCAUCAGAGCUUGAUUCAGGCAACGGAAACUCAGAAAACAAGAAAACUUUGAUCAUUAUUGUGGCAAUCAUAGCUGGAGUGAUGCUUUUGCUGGGGUUCUCUGGAUGCUGUAUCUUGAAGAAGGAAUUGGAAAGUUACUCUUCCUGUAGAACAGGUCAUAUGAGAAGUUUUGGGAAACUACAGUUGUCAUUUAAUUCUAUCAGUACUGACCGCAACUCCGACAAUGAAGUACAUCUCCCUUUGUUUGAUCUGCGCACCAUAUUGUUUGCUACAAACAAUUUCUCAAACACUAAUAAGCUUGGUGAGGGUGGAUUUGGUGCUGUUUACAAGGGAAAACUUGGAGAAGGACAAUUCAUAGCUGUAAAGAGGCUAUCCAAAAACUCAUUACAAGGGCUUGAAGAGUUCACGAAUGAGGUUAUGUUGAUCAUCAAACUUCAGCACAUAAAUCUUGUUCGGCUUUUAGGUUGCUGCAUUCAAGGGGAAGAAAGGAUGCUAAUCUACGAAUAUAUGCACAAUAGAAGUUUGGACACCAUUAUUUUUGAUAAAUCGAAAGCUAGACUCUUAAACUGGCAAAAGCGUUUCAACAUCGUUGCCGGGAUCGCUCGUGGACUUCUUUACCUCCAUCAAGAUUCAAGGCUCAGAAUUAUUCAUAGGGACCUGAAAGCUAGCAACAUCCUUCUCGAUGACGAAAUGAACCCAAAAAUUUCAGAUUUUGGUGUUGCGAGAACAUUUGGUGAUGGUACAGACGAACAUACCAAGAGACUAGUCGGGACACUUGGCUAUAUGUCUCCAGAGUAUGCAAUGGACGGCGUUUUUUCAAUAAAAAGCGACGUUUUCAGCUUCGGUGUCUUAGUUUUAGAAAUCAUAAGUGGCAAGAAGAACAAAGCAACAUGUUAUGCUGAGCCUCAACUAAACCUUCUCAGCUAUGCAUGGAAGCUGUGGAAAGAGGGAAAAUGCUUGGAACUGUUAGAUGAAUCAAUUAGCAGUCCUGAUUCAAUUCCUGAAGUCGUGCGAUGCGUGCAAGUAGGCCUUUUAUGUGUUGAGGAAAGGGCAGAAGACAGACCUGAUAUGUCUCUGGUAGCAUUGAUGUUAGGUGCAAAAAUAAGCCUGCCACAGCCAAAAGCGCCUGGUUUUUGCACCUACAGGAGUUCGGGGGAUACCGAGGUUUCUUCGAGCUGUACUGUUAAUGAUAUAACAGUCACAGGGAUAGAGGAUCAAUAAAUUCUUGUACGUCGUGUUUCGUAUCUUCAAAUGUUUCUGUGAUUCAGAGGUUGGCAGUGAAAGGGAUCUGAUUCGUUGAAUCUUACUGAUCAUGAGUUCUCUAUCAGUAGUUUCAUAACGGAGGUAUUAUGUGACCACGAAUAACUGGUUAUCUUCUGGAGAGGGAUGGCUUUUAAUUUUACUUUUGUUCGUCAAGUCAGAUUCAUAUUUGCUGGUAUUGUUAAGUGAGUUUUAAGAGCUGGUGCUCAAAACUUACAACAGCUGAGCUCUUGUUUCAGAAAUCAUAUUCUAUAUCACAAGGGAAAAAGAUACCAGCUGGUUCCCAAUUUCAA
Molecule: messenger RNA, 3075 nt
Organism: Asparagus officinalis (garden asparagus)
Lineage: Eukaryota; Viridiplantae; Streptophyta; Magnoliopsida; Asparagales; Asparagaceae
Product: receptor-like serine/threonine-protein kinase SD1-8
Exons: 7
Coding region: 266-2743 (825 amino acids)
Biological process (GO): protein phosphorylation; recognition of pollen
Molecular function (GO): ATP binding; protein serine/threonine kinase activity
Source: RefSeq, a predicted model, not a curated record